This is a messenger RNA of Priapulus caudatus, 420 nucleotides long. Its product is annotated as nuclear receptor 2C2-associated protein-like. The record is from RefSeq and is a predicted model, not a curated record. Bases 1 to 420 code for a protein of 139 amino acids. The transcript has a single exon. NCBI's taxonomy places the organism in Eukaryota, Metazoa, Priapulida, Priapulimorpha, Priapulimorphida, Priapulidae.
AUGACUGACAGCCUGCUAGCCAGCGCGCGCGUGUCUGUCAGCUCCGUACUCAACCGCAACGUGAAGGAGUUCGGCAAGCAGUUCCUCAUCGACGGCUCCGACGAAACGUGCUGGAACUCGGACGAGGGUUUGCCGCAGUGGGUGCUGCUGCGGUUCCUGCAUCCCGUGCUGAUCGCGCGGCUCUGCGUGCGGUUUCAGGGCGGCUUCGCCGGCCGUGAGUGCCACCUGGAGGGCGGUGACUCCCCGCAGACGCUGCGGCGGCUUGCAGACUUCUACCCGGAGGACGUGAAUGCACUGCAGACGUUUGACGUGCGUGCGCAGCAGCCGGUCAGUGUCGCGAGACUCGUGUUUGCGAGCAGCACCGACUUCUACGGACGCGUGGUCGUCUACAGUCUCGACCUGCUCGGAGACUGCGCAUAG